Molecule: messenger RNA, 1785 nt
Organism: Elaeis guineensis (African oil palm)
Lineage: Eukaryota; Viridiplantae; Streptophyta; Magnoliopsida; Arecales; Arecaceae
Source: RefSeq, a predicted model, not a curated record
GUGUAAAAUUAACACCAUGUAAAAUUGAUUUUAUUCUUCGGUACUUCUCAUAUGACACUUCUAUGUAAUAUACUGCAAAUUUUGGGACUGGAUACAGAUCAUGAUUUUUUGAUCGAUAAGGAGAACCUAAUUAGAUAUGGAAACCACUCCCUAACUUAUAGAAUCGUUGACAGAAUUUUCUCGCAGGUUUGUUCCUUUUGCUGUUGGAGAUCCCAAAUUGGAUAAGAACAACUCCUAUAUUUAGUUAAAAAAGUGAAAUCUGCUGUGCGCAAUUUUAUUUUUUAAGUGAAAUCUGCUGCGCCCAAUUUUAUUUUUUCUAUAACAUUUUAAAUGCCGUGAUUGUACCAUAGGUCCCAAGAAAAUUUACAAGCAAAGUUGAAGGAAAAAUGGGUUAUGAAGACUUUGUUUAUUCUAUACUGUCAGAGGAGGGCAAAUCAUCUGAGCCUAGCCUUGAGUAUUGCUGCAGGAGGGUUAUUGCUCUUGUUGAUGCUCAAAGUUGGUGCAGGAGCAGACCAAGAUUGCAUGGAUCACUUUUCUCUUUAAGGAACCAAGUGGAAGUGUUCUGACCUCAUUGAGGAUGACUUGCAAGUUUCACUGCACAUUCUAGUUCCGUUUUGUACAUUCUGGUGUGCAAGAUUUUUGCUUCUGUCAAGUAAAAGAGAGCAGCAUUCUGGAGUGGUCAGCUCCUUAGUAAUGCUGCCCAUGAAGAGAGGGCAGUUGCUGACCCUUUUCUGAUGACCAUCCAACAGCAGGUUAGCUGAAGAGGCUACAAACGGUGACGUUUGGGGUCCUGAUGCUAAGACAAUGACCAGAAUAUCUGAGGCAGCUUAUGACAUGGAUGACUAUUGGAGAAUUGUUGAUGUUCUGCAUAGGAGGCUGCAUUCUGUAUAUUGGAAGGAAUGGAGGCAGUCAUACAAAACCUUAGUGCUGUUGGAAUUUUUACUGACACAUGGACCUGAAGACAUGCUUGAAGAAUUCCAUUGCGACAUCAAUGUCAUUCGGGAGCUCGGCAAAUUAAACUAUGUUGAUGAAAGAGGGUUCAACUGGGGUGCAUGCAUGCAAAUCAAAUCUGAGAGGAUAUUAAAGCUCCUGAGCGACCAAAAGCAACUCCAAGAAGCGCGUUCCAAAGCACUCAAAAUCUCAAAGGAGAUCCAAGGCUUCGGGAAUUUAAUUGUAUCCCCUUCCUCAUCUUCCUCAUCUACCCCAUCUUCUAGUAAAACCUGCAGAACCUCAUUCUUCAGUUCCUACUCGCUAGAUAGUCCUACAUGGAAUGGAGAAGAUGAUCAAAGCAAACAAGUGCAACAUCAUGCAGCAGCUAAUGGAAUAUCUGAAGAUUUAGAACAAGGAUCACCAAAGAAGUGCACCGUUGACCCUAUGCUUGAUAAGGAAGUGCAAAGGUUGCAUCUUUGGGAGAGCCCUAUCGAGGAUGAUGGCUCUUUGCUUGACGCUACUAAUCAAGACAAAGAAGGUGAAUCAGAUGAUAGGUCUGGUGGAAUUUGUUCACGGCUUUUUGGGACAGCAAAUCAAUUUGUAAGAGAUAAUAAUGUAACUGGCUUUAGAAGUUUAUCAGAUGUAGGCAUGGUGAUGAAGAAGAAGAUUGAUCGGCAAUUGUCCCAUAGGUUUUGAUUGGAGAGACUAAUCAUAUAAUGCACCUGUUUAGUGUUAUGUAGCAUUUCCAUUCUCAUAUGAAAUCAUUGUAUCAGUCAAUGGAAAUGCAAGUGAUGUUGAAAAAAAAAUUAAAAUGACAAGAAAAAAAUAUCAAAUGUAAAUUUUUUUCAAUCAAAC